Messenger RNA from Mizuhopecten yessoensis (Yesso scallop), 3140 nucleotides. Its product is annotated as RNA polymerase II subunit B1 CTD phosphatase Rpap2-like. Lineage: Eukaryota; Metazoa; Mollusca; Bivalvia; Pectinida; Pectinidae. The coding region runs from base 88 to 2067 and encodes 659 amino acids. Gene Ontology annotation, molecular function: RNA polymerase II CTD heptapeptide repeat phosphatase activity; RNA polymerase core enzyme binding. The transcript has 10 exons. Gene Ontology annotation, cellular component: cytoplasm; nucleus. The record is from RefSeq and is a predicted model, not a curated record.
AAAGAUGGCUGCGCCCUGAUGAAACGUGACUUUUAGCUGACACCGACAACUCUCAAAGUUAGCUGAAAGCAUAGUUGAUGUUGUACCAUGUCUUCUUUUCAAAAGGACAGAACGAAACCAAAACACAGCGGUGGCCAGCAAAUAAUAGAUGAAGAAGCAGAAAGAAGAAAGAAAAUUGAACAAGAUGUCCGAAGACGCCAAGAAUGUGAGAAAAAAGCUUUCAAAAUAGUGGAGAAAUUGCUAGAAAAUCCUGUUACUGAAGACACACUACUACAGGAUGCUCUACACAUAUGUCCGAAUCACUACGACGAUAUUAUAGAGGAGCGAGCCAUAGCUAAGUUAUGUGGCUAUCCCAUCUGCCCAAACUCCCUAGGACACAUUCCAAAGCAGAAGUACCACAUUUCUACGAGGAGUAACAAAGUAUAUGACAUCACUACCAGAAAGAAUUUUUGCAGCAACCAGUGUUUCACGGCCUCUCAGUACUUAAGGCGACAGCUGUUGACUGCUCCUCUUUGGAGUCGGAAACAUGUGAAUGACAAACCGUUCAAACUCCUUCCACAGGAAGCCACAAGUGGGUUAGAAGGAGAUGAAGUGAUUUCUAUACAAUCAGAGUUGAGACAAGAAGUGCAGUCACUGGAAAGGCUGGAGAAGUAUGAGGCGAAAAGCAAGGAUAAGUCAGCAAACAGGGGUCCUAAUAACCCGGACAUGUUGAAUUUACAGUCCCUUAAAAUAGCAGAUAGCAACACUUCCUCCAACCAAGACAGAAGUGUGUCAGUCACACAGUCACAUUCCAAAAGUACUCAUCAGGAAGACAAUCUUAUAGAUAAUGCUGAGAAAGGUGAAACAAAAUCUAAAAACAAAGGUGACUCAACAGUAAUUAACCCUAAUCAGAAUUCUGAGACAAAAACAGAAUCUGGACACCAUGGUGACACAAUGAAUGCUGAAGCAAAGAUGAAACAUCUUCAGACUUUGUUGAACAAACGAAAACAUUUGCUUGGUCAAUUGGCAGAUAUUCAGCCAUUGAAAGUGGAGAUGUCCAAUACAAAACUAUCACAUGAUUCAGAUGAUGAUGAUGAAGAGUCUGAAUCAGGAAAAGGUCAGCCUAGAGUCACAAAACUUACUAAAGACUCUGAAAAUAAUAUUGAUCCUGCAUCAGCAAAUGUUGUGUGUGACAAUGUGAAACCUCCAGAUUCUGGUAUGUGUCAGGAUCCUGAAUUGCAGGGAAAUGUCAGUAGAACAAGACCUGCUAUGAUAAAACCACAAGUACUUCCUGCUGAGGUGUCACAGUCAACAACCUUCAUACAACAACAGAGACUAAAAAAUCCUAAAACCCCCGUAACACCGUCCAAAUCUGUGAUAAUGAUUCUGUGUCAGACAAUGAAACAGUGGGUCACCAAGGAAACCAUAGACUUUUUAUCACCACAGGAAUCAGACACUCCACAAGAUAGAAUUGACCACAUAGGAUUCCAGUCGAAAUAUGAACAAUUAUGUCGGCGAAUAGGUAACAGUGAAAAUGACCUUGAUGAUCUCAUAGGAGAAUCCAAAAUGGAGGAUUCAUCUAUUCCACAGAAAACAGUUCCAGAUUACAGAAUACUGAAGGAAGAAACAGAAGAAUUUGGCAACAAGGUGGCACACUACCUACAGGGCAAGACCAGUGCAGCAUUGGUCGUGAAGGAAAAGGACGUCCAGGAGCAGUCAGAAGUCCACCUCCCUACAGUGGACAGUCAUGAUCAAAUGCUGAUUAGAAAGAAAAUUGUUAUGGAAAAAAUUAACAGGGUAAUGCAUGAAAUUCUGACUCCACUGAAGCUGUCCAUGCAGGAAGUGUUUUCAGAAUUAAGACAACUGGUGUCAACAUUCAGACUCGGAAGUCAGAACAUCAUCUUUAGACCAGCAGAGUGGACAUUGGUCAGUCUCAUCCUUUUCAAAAUGUUGGCAAGAAGACAACAUUACAUUGCAGAAGCCUUUAAGGAGGAGAGUGCAGUACGUUACUUUAAUAUUCUCCUCCGUCCUAUCCAUGAGUCGGAGACUGCAGUUGACCAGCAUGUCUCACAAGUCAUCUUCUCUUGACGCCAUUACUAUUUUCCUUUUUACUCCGCAAAAAAGACUGAUUUAUACAGAAAGAAAACCAUAAAGCAAUUUUAGGAUUGUUUAUUGUAAAACAAAAAGGAAAUUUCUGCAUUACCCAUGACAGAAAUUAAUGCUGAAUAUAUGUGUUGUGCAUCAUCCGUUAAAAUUACAACCUGGACUUGGACUUCAAAACCAUUGAAUUGGUCUCUAUAUUAUGGACAAAGACAAACGGCUUGAGGGACAGUGCUAAAAGGGGUUGAAUUGGCUAAUAUUUCAACAGUAUUCUCCUUCAGACCCAGUUACGUUAGAAUCAAGUACUCUCAUAGAUUUCGGUGGAAGGCCUAUCCUUUUGUUGCUUAUUCAUUGAUAAAUAUAUAAUAGAGAUUUAUUGGAAUCGAUAAAAACAAACGUGUGACUUCAGUAUGUUACAUUAUUUAUUGAUAAUACUCAGAGAAAAAACAAAACGUGAUUUUACAUAUCCCCGAAUAUAUAUACAUGUAUAACAUGUGACAGAAAGUGAUGGUCCAUAAAACAAGUAUUCCGCUACCAGGUAUAGGUAAAAUCUCAACCGUAUUGGUACUACCAGGUAUAUAUAAAAUCUCUAUCAUAUUGGUACUACCAGGUAUAUAUAAAAUCUAUCGUAUUGGUAUUACCAGGUAUAGAUAAAAUCUCAACCGUAUUGGUACUACCAGGUAUAUAUAAAAUCUCUAUCAUAUUGGUACUACCAGGUAUCUAUAAAAUCUAUCGUAUUGGUAUUACCAGGUAUAGAUAAACUCUCAACCGUAUUGGUACUACCAGGUAUAUAUAAAAUCUCUAUCAUAUUGGUACUACCAGGUAUAUAUAAAAUCUCUAUCGUAUUGGUACUACCAGGUAUAGAUAAAAUCUCAAUCGUAUUGGUACUACCAGGUAUAGAUAAAAACUCAACUGUAUUGGUACUACCAGGUAUAUAUAAAAUCUCUAUCGUAUUGGUACUACCAGGUAUAGAUAAAAUCUCAACCGUAUUGGUACAACCAGGUAUAUAUAGAUCAGGCGCGUAGCUACCAUGUAAUCCAAUAAGCCCGGGCUUGCACAUG